CUGCCUUCCCCAGGGCGAGCAUUUGUGAGGGUGCUCCGAGGUAGUGAUAUAAUGGAGUCGGCAGUAAGUAGCAAUCGCUGUGUAACCAGGAUAGGAGUAUGUUGCUUCUUCAACCUCGCCGUUCUUUCGCAGGUACUACUGUCGAUGACGCUGUUCCUGGCGGCCGGCUGCAACGGAAAGCUCGACCGUGACGCCCAGGACUUCGAAGGAUACCCGGUAUCCAGGUCUUCAGCGGCACCUCCUUCCUUGUCCUCCGUUUAUCCAAGUGGAAUUCUAGGAAACCCCUAUAUUAGCCCUGAUGAAGAAAGCAAAGAAGCAAUCAUUGGAUACAAACCUCAGGGAAACUUACGGAAAAGUUUUUCAUAUGUUCAAACGAAAAAGCCAAGAGAAAGAGCACGUUAUGAAGCACUCAAAUCAAAUAUAAAUGAACCAUUUAAUACUUAUAAUCCACAGAACAAAACAUCAUUUGAGAUACAAACAGAUAAAAACAGAGGGCGUGAUAAUUAUUCGACAACCACUGAAAAAAGCAAAUCUGAGGUAGAUGAAACUUCCACAAAAAGAUCUGUAUCUGGUCCAAAUGUGGAAGGACAACAACCUUAUCGCCAUUGGUCUACAGAAUCAAAUGUCAUUAGGGAAGAACAUCCUGAUGGAUUAUAUCAAUCCUACCCUUAUAUUACUCCUGCUUACCCAAGACAUGAGACUGACUAUUCAGGAGGUAGUAUGAAUAAAGUAUUUGAGGUAUCAACUGAAGGUUAUAAUCAUGAGAGUGUAAACCAGCAAAAGCAACUAUUUAAACCUAAUAUAAAUUAUGAUCAUCUAGCUAUUAUUCCAGCCACUACUUACCGCCCAUCAACAACAUACCGGCCAGCAACUACAUAUCGGCCAGCAACUACAUACCGGCCAGCAACAAGAGAUGGUUAUUCAUUUUCAUUUGCAUCAAAAAAUCAUUCACGACAUGAAACUGGUGACACUUUGGGAAAUUUUAGGGGUUCUAUUAAGUAUGUUAAUACUUAUGGAGGAAGCAAACAGAUUGACUAUGAAGGAAAUCCUAGUAUAGGAAUCACAACCAGUGAAAGUACUCCAGUUGUAAAUAUCCCAGCUAGGUCAGGGCAACGAUAUAUCACACCUAGUACUUCAAGGCCAUUUGUCACAACUAGGAAUGGCUUGACAUACUCCUACAGCAGUCCAGCAACAGGAUAUCAGUAUUCACCCAGCACUUCAACUACUACACAAAUUCCAUUUUCCAGUACACCCCAAUCCGAAUUAACUUAUAGAAGAGGAAAAACUGUUUAUCAACCACCUCAAUUUUAUGUACAACCUGUUCAAACAUAUGAUUAUAUUGCUCCUAGCCUUGGUGAUCCAUAUAUGUAUUACACAGAAUCACCUCAAUACGUUCAACUUUCACCAGAAUAUGGUGCAUACACAUUUACUUACAAUGCAGGAGAUCAUGAAAGGACAGAAAGUCGUGACAGUCAGGGAAAUGUACACGGAAUGUUUAGUUUUGAUGGUACAGAUGGAGAAAGAAAACAAGUAAAUUAUGAAGCUAAUUCUGAAAAAGGAUUUGUUGCUCAAGGUCAACACCUACCUGUGCAAACAAAAGAUUUUAUAGGCUCACAAGAUACUUAUCAACAAUCAACAAAAAGCACAGAAAAUGAUCAUCCUUCUCCUGGAACAUAUUUCUUUUCAUAUAAUGCAGGAGAACAUAUGAGAGAAGAGCAUAAAGAUGAGCAAGGAAAUAUUCAUGGUAUGUAUAGGUAUAUGGCUGGAGAUGGUAAAAUAAAAACUGUGAAGUAUCGAGCCAGUGCAAGUGAAGGCUUUGUUGCAACAGGAGAUGACAUUCCUAACGCACAAAAUGGAUAUUCAUAUUCAUACACUAUUGGAAAUCAACCUGGUUCAGGGAAUAGGUAUCAGCCCGAAACACUAACCAGGUGACCAAAAAAAUAAAUGAAGUAAAAGCAUCUGUUUUACCAAAUCAAUAAACAAUUGAUAAUUUUAUAUAACUAAAAUAACAUUCAUAAAGGUAAUUCAGUCCUUUAAAUGAACUGUUUAAAGUUUUAUUUAAAUGGUUAAUAUAUGACAACAAUAGAGAGAUAAUUCUCUCUGUAUGUAAAUGUAUCUAAAGCUGAUUCUAUGAAAGCUUUAGAAAUGAACUAAUUGUUUCUUUAUUGAAGCAUGUUAAUAACAUGUAUAUAAAUGAUGUACAUACUAGUUUAUUUUAAAAAAUUAACAAUGUUACGCUUUUUUAAUAAAGAUUAUUUAUGUAUGAAUAUCAUAUUUCCAAUAAUUAUAUGAUAAAUUCUGAUUACUUAUUUUUUCAUUUCCAAUAUUAGCAUUAAAAUAUAUAUCAUCUUCAGAAAUAUGUUUUUCAAAUGAAAUUUAAUAUCACAAGAAAAUCAUAUAUGACUGUUACAAGCAUUCGAGUAAUACAGAUAUGUUAUUGUAUUUCUAUGGAACAUGGUUGCUGAUAUGCAGUGCCGGCCUUAGACAUUCGGCGCCUCUGGGCUAUGAUGUCAUCCUCCCUACCUCCCUGCAAAUUUAAAUUUAU
Molecule: messenger RNA, 2545 nt
Organism: Nezara viridula (southern green stink bug)
Lineage: Eukaryota; Metazoa; Arthropoda; Insecta; Hemiptera; Pentatomidae
Source: the annotation of a GenBank genome assembly